GUUACAGUGCAGACCAAAGAGCUCUCACUGUGGCACAGACCAGGAUUUUAAGCUCUGUGGAUCAAACUGACCUGAUUCAGGGUCCUGACACCAGCAGCAGUAUUCGUCCUCCUCGUCCUGCAGCCAUCAUGAAAAUCGCUUCUUUUAACAUCCAGAAGUUUGGGAAAAACAAAGUGUCGGAUCCAUAUGUUCUAAAUACCCUGGUCAAGAUCAUCUCUCGGUAUGAUAUCAUCUUGAUCCUGGAGGUGGUGGACAUCAGUGGAGAGUCCGUAAAAACCCUCAUGGACGCACUCAACACAUCCAACAGAGAACAUCACUACACCCUGAAAAUCAGCAGCCGUCUGGGCCGAUCACGCUACAAGGAGCAGUUCAUGUUCCUGUACAGGGACGACUUGGUCGACUUGGUCGGCUCGUAUCAGUUUGAUGACAAAGUGACUGAGGGAGGAGAUGUUUUCGCCAGAGACCCCUACAUCCUGCGAUUCAGAUGCCUCAAUACAGUGCUGAAGGACCUGGUGAUGAUCCCUGUUCACACCAAACCAGAUGACUCGGAGAAGGAGCUGGACGAGCUCUACGAUGUCUUCCAGCACGUCAAGAAGAAGUGGAGGACAGAUAAUGUCAUGAUCCUGGGAGACUUCAACGCAGACGGCAUCUACGUCUCUAAGAAGGAAAUGAAGGAGAUCAGAAUACGUAGUGACAAGAACUUCCACUGGCUGAUCGCAGACGACGUUGACACCACAGCGAGCAACAAGAACGACCACACAUACGACAGGAUCGUGGUUUACGGAGACGACAUGCUCCAGGCUGUGAUGCCAAACUCUGCCAAACCCUUCAACUUCCAGAGAGCGUAUGGACUCACUCAGGAGCAGGCCCUUGAUGUCAGCGAUCAUUACCCCGUAGAGGUGGAGCUGAUGUCCCUGACAACGAUUACACCUGGAAAUGAAGAUCUUGACCAGCUGAUAAAUCUUCAGCCCGGACCGCCUCGCCUUGUGGCCGUGGAGGAGGACCUGCUGGAGCUUAAGAGAGGAAACCUGCUGCUGGAGAGGGAGAAGCUCAGCCUGGAGAUCCAGCUCCUCAAGGUGAAGAUGGCCAAGUUAAAGGGCAUUAACGAGGUUUAAACCAGUGAGUCCAGAUCCGUCCCGAAUAGCCAACAGGACCACCAUCUCCUGCCUAGAAUCAGAACACAGAGAACCACACAUGUCAAACGUGACUGCUGCAAUUGAUCUCACUUUACACGGGAGCUUAUGUGGGUUGGCACCACUUUACCUCAGGCGUCAUGUUUGACGCUAUCUUAACUUGAGUUUUUAUUUUCUAAAGAUAAUUUUUAUGCAUUUUUAUAGUGAUAAACAGGAAGGAGAGAGUCAGGGCCACAUGGUCCACGAGCUUUACUGUAUUUUGAUUUGCUGAUGACUGCAGAUAACAAUAACCCUCACUAAUAUGAACUUAGAUAUGUGAACACUUCUCUGUUUAUGUUUCAUCAAGCUGUUAAGUUUUAUUUUGAUACCUCCAGGUUGAAAACUAAUAACUGUACAAUUUUUAUAGAAAUUUGGCCUUUUCAUAUCAUGGAAUUGAUUGAAUUUACUUUUAUUCGGCAUCUCUUUUUUCACAUAGUAAUCACAGCUGUCGUAUUUCUGCUGACAUUCCUCUUCAGAGAUUAAAAUCUAUUUAAAAUUUUCUGUUUUACUAAGUAGAAAUAAUUUGUUGUAAUUCUGCUCACAGUGUGCAUGUAUUUGCAUUAAUAUGCUGUAAGCCUGUAUUGUAAGUUUCCCAAUACAGGCUGAAGACAACAGUUGUGUGUAUUUCGUAUUAAACUUCAUAUCUACCAA
Molecule: messenger RNA, 1823 nt
Organism: Notolabrus celidotus (New Zealand spotty)
Lineage: Eukaryota; Metazoa; Chordata; Actinopteri; Labriformes; Labridae
Product: deoxyribonuclease-1-like
Exons: 10
Coding region: 129-1115 (328 amino acids)
Biological process (GO): DNA catabolic process
Cellular component (GO): nucleus
Molecular function (GO): DNA nuclease activity
Source: RefSeq, a predicted model, not a curated record